This is a messenger RNA of Zasmidium cellare ATCC 36951, 1548 nucleotides long. RefSeq lists its product as uncharacterized. Gene Ontology annotation, molecular function: NAD+ binding. The transcript has 2 exons. Bases 1 to 1548 code for a protein of 515 amino acids. The record is from RefSeq and is a predicted model, not a curated record. Lineage: Eukaryota; Fungi; Ascomycota; Dothideomycetes; Mycosphaerellales; Mycosphaerellaceae.
AUGGCCGUACCGACUGUACUGCCAACAGAGGCUACACCGCUCGACUUCGGGCACAAGAGGAAGCACGGCGAAGUAAUAGAUUUAACCGAGGACGACGACGUCGCCACUGCCAACCAACAGGCCACCGCCAAGCAUCCAGAUAACCUCCAAGAAACCGAGUCGCAACAGACAUACACGACUGCGAGCGAGAAUGGCACCCAUGGCCUCACCAAAGAGCGCAAAUCCGCCCUCCGCGCGCUCCUCCGCGACGUCGGUCCAGAGAAGUUCAUCGAAGACACGCUAGGAAACCAGAGCAUGUCUAUGCGUCAGCUCGGCUUGGUUUUUAACCUGAAUCCCGCGUGGCUGGCAGGAGACGACGAUACCUACUUCACUCUCCUGGGACUGGCCAUCACCCGUGCCUACUACAAGCGACGCAAACUGGAACAGUACAACAGCAUCGAUGACGCUGCCCAACUCCUUCGCCGAAGUCGCAACAUCAUGGUCAUCACUGGAGCGGGUAUCUCAACAUCCCUCGGCAUCCCCGAUUUCCGCUCCAAAGGCACCGGCUUCUACGACAAGGUCCGUGAGAAGGGUUUCGAGGAUGCUGAAGAAGUCUUUGAGAUCAACAACUUCGACUACGAUCCCGGCAAAUUCUUCUCCCUCGCCCGCGACAUCCUGCCGAACCUCCAGCGCGUGUCGCCCACGCAUGCCUUCAUUCGUCUCUUACAAGACAAAGACCGCUUACAGACAAACUACACGCAGAAUAUUGACAACCUCGAGGCGCUCGCGGGGAUCGAUGAGAACCGUCUGAUACAGUGCCACGGCAGCUUCGCCACUGCGACAUGCCGGAAGUGCAAAUUCAAAGUCAAGGGCACCGAGAUCUUCGACGAUAUCCGGGCAGAGCGAAUCGCGAGAUGCAAGCGAUGCGCACAGGAAAUCGAACGAAAGAAGGACGCCCCUCCACCACUGAAGCGGAACAAGUCAGCCAGUCGAAAUCGCUACUCCGACGACGACGAAGAUGAAGACGACGAUAUUCCCGAGCCGGGCGUGAUGAAGCCAGACAUCACCUUCUUCGGCGAAGCACUCCCAACCACAUUCUUCGACCGCUUCACGCAACGAGACGCCCAGCAGACGGACCUUGUCAUCGUCAUCGGAACCUCACUCAAAGUCGCCCCUGUGAGCGAAAUGCCAAACUACCUCCCCCAUCCGAUCCCGCACAUAUACAUCUCCAAGGAACCGAUUGCACACGUCAAUUUCGAUAUCCAGCUUCUGGGUAAUUGUGAUGAUGUCGUGUUCGAAUUGGCCCGCCGCGCGGGAUGGGAUCUCAAGCAUGAGAUGAUACCGGUUGGACUGACAGUCGAUGUAUCGCCAGUAGCCGACACGAGCCACUAUUGGCGCCUCACGCGUAGGGAGCGUGAGAUUGCCGCGACAGACUCUGAAGCAAGCGACGACGAUGAUGACGAUGACGAUGACGACGAGGAUGACGAGAGGACGGAGGUACCCCUCCGACAAGGCCCUCCGAAUGUCGACAUCCCCGGCAUUCCCGUCCCCUUCGAGGAGGAAGUAUAG